AUGGACGGCAUCGACUCACUAUUUGUCGAGCUCGACACCGACCGCGACGGUUUCAUCCACAUUGCCGAGCUGGGCGACCACCUUUCCGACGUGUAUAAACUCCUCUUUCCGCAUCACGACGAAUCUCUGACCAGAAUCAAGGCAGUCCAUGCUGCGCUUUUGCCAAACGACGCACAAGUAAUGCUCGAUCGCGACGCGUUUCGUCGGUUGGUCGAGCGGCAAUGGACGACACCGAGUGAAGAAUCCGAAGAGAAGAGAGCGCUAGGCUACACCAACGUCUUUGAGCGAGAUCUGUCGUGGCAGUCUCGAAUUGCGGCCAGCUGGCGCCUUUCGGCACAUCGCUACCUCUUUGUUCUGGCAGUGGUCGCCUGCAUCUUUACCAGUGCAUUCGCCAACAUGCUCAGGUAUCUCCGCGACGAGGAAGCCAUGCGUGCUUUUGGACCGGGCAUCGUCGUGAGCAAGGCGGCUGCGGGAGCACUGUACCCGACGCUGUUUCUCAUGGUCAUCUCCAUGUCUCGUUGGCUGCCCACGUAUGCAAAGCACCGCGGCAUCCUCUCCACUUUCAUCAAUUGGGAUCGCAGCAAGCCAUUCCACAUCGCCAUGGCCUCUCUUACCGUUGUAUUUGCAACCGUGCAUGCGCUCGGUCAUCUAUUUGGCUCCUACCGCCAUGCCGCUCGCGCUUCUGCUUCCGAUCUGGCACCUUUCAUACAAAGUCCGACUCCGACAAUAAAGUAUGCAAGUCUGAUGAGGCUGCUCCCUUCCCCCAGCGGCCUGUUUGCACUCGCAUUUCUCUACACUAUGGCGCUAUGCGGUCUUCCCGUGGUGCGUCGCCGGCAAUUCGAGCUGUUUCAGCUCUCCCAUCUCCUCAUGUAUCCAUUUUUCGGCCUCAUGAUGGCUCACGGGACGCUCCGCCUGCUCCAGUUCCCCAUCCUGGGCAUCGUAUUUGCCCCACCAGUGCUGCUCGUCCUUCUCGAGAGACUGCAUCGUUCCGCGUACCGAGGCUUCUUUGUUUCUCACACAGCCGCCCUGGACAUCGUCGACGCCACGACGGUCCGGCUGACCUUUGACAGCAGCGCAAUGCCAUGCUUCGUGCCGUUCAAGGCGGGGCAGUAUGUGCUGCUACAGGUUCCGCAGAUCAGCCGGUGGCAGUGGCAUCCCUUCACCAUUUCCAGCUGCCGCGGUGGAGUAGAGGAACAAGACCAGCAGGAGGUGACGCUGCACAUCCGCACCACCGCCGGUGACUGGACGAGACGACUGCGCGAGUUGGCUAGUGCCGAUGGAACUGCGACGGUGCGCGUCGGUCUCGAUGGGCCUUUUGCGGCGCCUUCGGACGUCUUCUAUCGCUACGACCGUACCGUCAUCGUCGGCGCUGGCAUCGGCGCGACGCCCUUCAGUGCGAUCCUGCAGGACCUGAGCCAUCGAUGGCGCGCCGAGGUGGACCCUUGGAGGGAACAUGAAGCAAAGAGAGCUGCUUACCGCCUGAACCAGCUUCAACGUGGGCUCAAGCGUAUCUCUUCCAGUCGGGCAAGCUCGGUGACGGGCCACACCGUCGACAUUCCUCGCUCUCGGCCAGUCACUUGGACGAAUUUACCAGCCUCUGUACUUUCGCAGUGCUCCAGUCUCGCCUCGAGCGGCAACAGCCGUGCGUCUUCGUCGGUUGCGCUCCCAACACCCGUAUAUACCGUCGACUUCCACCCAAGUAGACCAGGUGGGCCACCUGACUCACAGCUGCGUGAAACACCCCCCUCACCGCAAUUCAGCAUCAAGCUCGAGCCGGGUCAAUCUUCUCUGCAGCGCAGUGUUCUCUCUUGGGUGCUCCCCACUUCUCGUCCCCGGACUCCCUAUUCGGUCGACACGGCGCACACCACCCUUCCCACGCCGUCGCCCAAGCGCGUCGAUUUCGUGUGGACCGUUCGACAGGCCUCAGAUCUCGACUGGCUCCUCCCGACGCUGGCCGAGGCGACACAGGAUCUGCCAGACUGGAUCGAGGUCCACCUGCGGCCCUACGUUACCUCUUCUGCUUCGUCUUCAAUAGGGCCAGCAGCACUCGUCGAGGCGGCCAUCGAUGGAGCCGUGUUGCCAGUGCCCGUUGUUCGAGGUGCACGACCCCACGUGCCUGCACUCCUCGACGCCCUGCACGCAGACCUCGUUGCACAGCAGCCCGUGCGGCGUGGGCGGUGCGACGACAUCGGCGUCCUCUUUUGUGGGCCAGCUAGCCUGGAACUCGAGCUUCGCGAGCACUGCGCCCAUCUCACCUCGCGCGCCGUCCAGGACGGCAGUGGUCAUCGCUACUUCUUCCACGCAGAGGCUUUCUAG
Messenger RNA from Acaromyces ingoldii, 2316 nucleotides. RefSeq lists its product as hypothetical. The transcript has 3 exons. Gene Ontology annotation, molecular function: superoxide-generating NAD(P)H oxidase activity; calcium ion binding. The coding region runs from base 1 to 2316 and encodes 771 amino acids. Lineage: Eukaryota; Fungi; Basidiomycota; Exobasidiomycetes; Exobasidiales; Cryptobasidiaceae. The record is from RefSeq and is a predicted model, not a curated record. Gene Ontology annotation, biological process: defense response; superoxide anion generation. Gene Ontology annotation, cellular component: plasma membrane; NADPH oxidase complex.